UAGAGCCAGAAGAAGACUAACAAAGUCCAUAAUAUAAUGUGACAAUGGUACCGCAAAGAAACAUUUUGGUCCGUUAAGUUGUCUAUUUGCCCCAUCUCAACCCCAAAAAAUGUGUAUAGUGACAAAGGCCAACAAACAUGAAAGUACUCUCUUAAGCCACUAAAACUACAAAGGACAUGUACAAUCCAAUUGAAAAAUGCAUAGAUUGUCUUGUGGAUACCCCGCAAACAACUUAAACAUGCUAAAUGUAAAUUAUUGGAUCAUUUUGGACAUCAGAAUUGUCAGUAUCGAAAAGCAAAACAAUUUUUUUUUUUACGAAUACUGAAAUUAUGUCGAUAUAACCUUUGUAUGAACUCAACAAAUGUUGUUGAUUUCCAUAAGUUAUACAAAGAGUCGAAGACAUCAUAUGUGCAUAGACCGUAAGAUUAGCAGAAAGGAGAUAAACAUAAAAAAAAAAGUUUUGUAUAUCGAAAUCGGAGGGUAGCAAACAUAUGUCUCUCUUCCUCUGCAAGUGUUUCCUCUGUGUUUUUUGUCUAGAGCAUUUCACCAUUUGGUUCCCCCUUUCUAAGGUGAAGAUGAAUGAUCACUAUAUCUUUACCGGUUUUCUUUCUUAAUAAUAUGAACACUCGUUUAUAAAAAAAAAGUUUAGAAGAGUUUUCUUUUUUAAUAAUAUGAACACUCGUUUAUAAAAAAAGUUUAGAAGAGUGAAAUGUAUGAAUAUUGCUUUUGUGAUAUGAAAUAGUAAUGAAGGUAAAGUUAUGGAGUGGUAUGGUGAGAACUUUACUUGUGAAGUACUAUAGUGUAUAAUAAUGUCGGCGAGUGCAAUGCAACUGUGCAACCGAGCCAGUGGAUCAAGACAGCGACGGCGGAACAGUCUCCUACUGCCGCCCACGCGCCUUCUCCCACCGGCUGCUCGAGUUAGGUACCUCUAACUUAACUCAGUGACCUAAUCAACCUGAUUCCACUCGCCGCGACGAUUCUCCUAACGCCACUCACCCUUCCACACUCGCUCCGCCGGCGCGUGGCUUGAGCUUCAAUUGAAUAGGACUAGCGCCUCGUUUGGUUCAUCUCUAUUUCAAUGGUAACCUACAUACAAUCUUGUUGCUGAAGUGGUUAUAUGGAAUUGAAAUAUACGGCACGAUAAAACAAAUUGUUAGGCUGAAAUAUACGAUGAAAGAAUCAAUUUGGUGGUCGGGAUAAAAAGUAUUUGUGUAAGCAUGAGCCAAAGAUGAAUUUCAGAGGAUUCGAGUCAUAUUAGUUAAGCCAAAGUUAAAUAAUAGAUUACCAGUUGCUUUAUUUUCAUGUAUUUUGAGUUUUUAUAUAAAAAGUUGCUACGAGUUUUAAUUGUAUUUUUCACUAAUUUUGAAGUUGAUUGGAUGGAUGUUUUCCUUAAAAUAGUGCAAUACCACCACCGAUUCAUUAUUCAUGAAGCGAAGCAAGAGUGUUUCUGUAGUUUAAUUUGGUGAUCCCCUCGUCAUCGCAAUAGUUUCAUUACUCUAUCAGUUGUCCAUUAUGAAAUCGACUUAUAGCACUGAUGAUCGUAUGUAAGCUUUAGAUUUGGGACUGAUUCCUCUUUGUUGUCUAUGUAUGACGUAAUCUAAAAUAAAUAAAAUAACAAUCACAUCUUCUAGAUCGUGAUUACUCUUUCAAGAUAACAUUUUUCUCUAGUGUUUCAAAACUUUAAAUUGAUAUCACCGCUAAUAUAUAUUAUCUCCUUCAUAAGUUGUAUGAGAUAGAUUUUAUCUCUUAGGGUAAGUAUUUUUCCAAGUUGUUGAACUUGGGCUACUUAUUUACAUCCCCAGCUUCUGCUUCAACUACUUCCCCAAAUAAGAAGACACAAACAAUGCCUUGCAUUAUUUGUCAAUAAUUAGCAGUCGCUAUCACCUACGCUGGUUUCCAAACGUCGUCGUAGCCUACUCAUAAUCACCAUUAACACUAACACACCGUUUGGCAACGAGGGGGGUGCAAAUUAGAGGAGGAUGCAAAUAUGGGUGCAAAUUAUAGGAGGGAGCAAAUUAUAGGAGGGUGCAAAUCGAGGUGCAAAUUGUUGUUUGGGAGAAAAAGUAGGAGGGUGCAAAAUGAGGUGUAAAGUAUCAAUUUUAAUAUAAUAAUUAUUAUUAUAACAGAAAAAUAAAACCAAAAUUAAAAGAACCCACCACCUCUCUCUAAUCUUUCCCUCCCUUGGUCCCACCUUCCUCUUCUUUCCACCCAUCCCACGUCUGCCUCACCUUCCACCCUUCCUUCUUCUUCCCUUGCACAGUUGCACCCCAUUUUGGGGGGUGAAGGAGAAUAGUAAAAUUACCCCUCCAAUGCACCCGCCAACUACUAUUGCUAAAGAUCCAAAUAGGUGCAUUUGCAUUGGGAUCCUUCAUUACCCGUCAAAAUAUGCACCCCCUCCACUUCCCCCUUCUCCCAAACAGAGUGUUAAACAAAAACGCCUCCUUCCCCACUCCCACGAACAACCAGUCAUGGAGAAAACUAAUGGUAGUUAGCAACGAUUUUCAUUAAAUCAAAUCUCUCCCUCAGCUAGUCGACAAAACGUUAAUCAGGCAAGAAGAAUACAUUCCCCCACAUCGUCGGUUCCACCUUUAUUAGAUUUCUUAUUUUUUAUAUUUUUCAUUUUUUCUGGCAUUGCAUUUCUCUUCGUCACUCUCCCUCACUCGGAUGCUUGACAGAAAGGUUUCUCAUUGGUAGUGCUGCUCGUCUUGACCAAGAGAACGUCAGCCAUUCCAUUUCUCUCCGGCGGUGCUCUCUGUCGGCGGUUUACUGGUACGAAUGCGUCCUUAUUGUUAAUUUGUUUUUGUUCAUUUUUGGUUGUUGAGUGGGAAAGUUCUGGUGAGGCUCGCAUUGCGUUGUCGAGGGUGUUCUAUGAGUUUUUGGGUGACAAAGGUUCAAGCUUUGUGGUUUAUGGGGAAGAAUUUGUCGGUGCCGGUGAUUUUGGCUGGAUCUGGCUGCAACCCUGCUUGGAAAAUGUCUCAAAGCUAUGAACUUCAGCUUUUCCUUUUUUCCGGGUUCAUUGGGCUAAAAAUGGAAUCUUUAUCUCUUUUCCCUCUUGAACGUCUUACUUUCAGUCUUCUGUUUCGGCUGUGUGAUUCUCGUGAUUGAUCACUACACUGUAACAUUGGUCGCUUUCCUGGAUGUGAAGAAAUUUAUUGAUGCUUCACCCCUUUCUGUUAGCAUUUUGAAGUUUAAGCUUCUGUUGCUCGAUUUGGUUGCUGGUUGAGUGUUUGAAUUUGAUCUUAGAAAUGGGCAUUUGUUGUUUGGUUGCUGGGAAAAUGUUGUGAUAGCUAGAAAAGUACACUGCUUUUGUGCUGUUAAUUGUUGCUUUUGGCAAAUAAGGUAAGUGGUUGCUCCAAGCUUAGUUAUGCUCACCAUUCACCAACCUAACAAUGAGAAAUUGCAAUUUUCACCUUUCUGUUUUAACUUACCAUUUUAUCAUUCUAAUUGUUGUUUUUGGUGACUGAACUAUUGCAGUAGCAUUUUGGACCAUACAAUGGUUCAUGUAAAUGUGAAGAACAAGAAGAAUGCUUCAGUCCAGUUGAACUACAUAAUCCACAUUGAAGAGAUCAAGCCAUGGCCACCAUCUCAAUCUCUGAGGUCUCUCCGGUCUGUACUAAUUCAGUGGGAACAUGGUGACCGCCAUUCAGGCUCUACCAAAGCUGUAGUCCCAUCAAUUGGGACGGUAGUUGGCGAGGGGAAGAUUGAAUUCAACGAGUCCAUUAGAUUGCCAGUCACUUUGGCAAGGGACCUAAAAGCCAAGGAUGGUGAUGUGUUCAAGAAGAGUCGGAUAGAGUUCAACUUGUGUGAGCCUAGGAGGGAAAAUAAGGCCCAGUUGCUUGCUACUGCUGUAAUAGACCUGGCAGAUUAUGGCGUGGUAAAAAAUACAACUAGUGCUAGUGCUCCAAUGAAAAGCACUCGGAGCUUUACAAACAGUUCCCAGCCUGUUUUGUUCAUUAAGAUCCAGCCAGCUAGUAAAGGCCAUCCUGGAUCUAAAGUUCAGGAUGGAGGCUUAUCUAGGGGUGUAUCGCUUGAUACGAAUGGUGGCGAUUCGGUGUUGGGGUUGAUGAAUGAAGAGUUUGCAGAGGAAGCUGAGCUUUCUACUUUCACUGAUGAUGAUGUGUCAUCUCACUCUUCCAUGAGCAACAUCGGAGUUCCUGCUCAUGAAAAGAAUGAACCACAUGGAGUGACAGAUAGUAAUGGAGUGCUCAUGCAAGAGCAUGCAAAUGCUUCAAAACUGAGGCUUGAAAACAAUAUUAAUCCACAAGAAAGUUUGAAGGGGAGUUCUUCACGUUCAUCAUCUUCUGUAGAUUUAUCUUCUGAUCCAGGCAGUCCAAUCAACGGUCAUGCUUCUGUGGCGAAGUCUCUUGAUUCCGCUUCAGUCUUAAAUCCAAGGAAUGAACAGAGCCUUCAAUCCUCUUCGUCACACACUACGGAUGUAAUAGUAGAGGAGACUGUUGAAAGUCGAAGCAGUGAUGACCAUGGAAGUUCAGCAUAUGUGGAUGGUGUAGAAAUUGAAAGUCGAAGCAGUGAAGACAUGAAUGAAAGAGAAAACCAGGGAAGUGAACUAAGCACUGAAACCAUAGAUGAAGGACUUCCCUUGACUGCAGACAUUGGAAUGAGACGAAGCUUUACGAAACCAGAUAGACUGAAGAACGUGAGAUCAGUCAGGUCUGCAUCAGAUUCAGGUAGGAGUAAUGGAGGUGUUAGCAGAAGUCUGCCCGAAAGUGAACAAGUUGAUGUGCUGGGAGAUGAUCAGAACAGUGUUGGGAGCAUGAGAAUUAGUGAAAGAAAAAGUGCCAAGAUCUCUCCGAAGGACACCAGCACCACUGUUUUAGCUGGCAAAAUGCAGCAGUUGGAGCACAAGAUCAAGGUGCUCGAAGGAGAGCUGAGAGAAGCUGCUGCCAUUGAGGCUGCACUUUACUCUGUUGUUGCUGAGCAUGGAAGCUCCAUCAGUAAGGUGCAUGCUCCAGCUAGGCGCCUUUCAAGAAUGUAUCUUAAUGUCUCUGGAGUCGCCAGGAGAGCCAGUGCAGCCAGAAGUGCGGUUUCAGGAAUGGUUCUAGUGGCAAAGUCAUGUGGCAACGAUGUCCCCAGAUUGACAUUUUGGUUGUCAAACUCGGUUGUACUGAGAGCAAUCAUAAGCCAAGCAAUGUAUGAGUCAGAGGAAAUGAAUUGUGCUGAAAAGCGUAAUGAAGUGAUAUCAUCAUUGACUUCUAGCAGAAAGGGAAAGGGAAGUUCAAUAUCUGACGAUAGUGAAGAUUGGGAGGACCCUCGCACUUUCAUAUCAGCACUUGAAAGAGUUGAAGCUUGGAUCUUUUCCAGAACUGUAGAAUCCAUUUGGUGGCAGACUCUUACUCCACACAUGCAAUCUGCAGCCACCAAAGGGAUUGACAAAGUGAGUGCUUCAGACUCCAACAAAAACCUUACUCGAUCCUCAAGUUCAUGCGAUCAAGCGCAGGGAAACUUUUCAUUGGAGCUUUGGAAGAAUGCAUUCAAGGAUGCCUGUGAAAGGCUUUGUCCAGUUCGAGCAGGAGGACAUGAGUGUGGUUGCUUGCCUGAGCUAGCAAGACAGGUGAUGGAGCAAUGUGUGUCUAGAUUGGACGUGGCUAUGUUCAAUGCAAUACUCCGCGAAUCUGAUGACGAAAUCCCCACAGAUCCAGUGUCUGAUCCCAUAAGCGAUCCAAGGGUUCUCCCAAUCGCGGCUGGGAUAUCAAGCUUUGGAGCUGGUGCACAACUAAAAAAUGCGAUUGGAAACUGGUCGAGAUGGCUCACCGACCUAUUUGGCUUAGACGAUGAUGAUGUUGACCCUUGUGAGGACCACAAUGAUGACCCAGAUGAGGAUGAUGAUAGACAAGACACUUCCUUCAAAUCUUUCUAUCUGCUUAAUGCUCUUAGUGAUCUUAUGAUGCUUCCAAAGGACUUGCUCUUAAGUAGAACCAUAAGGAAAGAGGUGUGUCCUACAUUUGGGACACCAUUAAUCAAGAGGAUUCUAUAUAGUUUCGUCUCGGAUGAGUUCUGCCCUGAUCCUGUACCAAAUAUUGUCCUUGAAGCCUUAGAGUCCGAGGACAAUGCCCCGGCAGAAGAGGGUUGUGUUACGACUGUGCCAUGCAUUGCAGCUCCUCCAAUCUAUCUACCAUCUUCAUCAGCUUCUGUUGCUGCCACAAUUGGAGAGCUUGGAAACCAGCUCAGGAGAAGUGGUUCGUCCGUGCUGAGAAAAGCAUACACUAGCGACGAUGAGCUCGACGAGCUGAAAUCGCCUCUGGCUUCAAUCUUCCCCGAGCUGAUGCCUUGUUCAUCAUCAUCCCCUGCAGCCUGGAAACUGAAGGAGGGACAGAACCCGGUAAGGUACGACCUUCUGAGGGAGAUAUGGAAGAACAGUUAGUAGUCUGAUCUUGUAAACAACCACAUAGUAGUACAUAAAGAACGGGGACAUGACUGUUGUACAAAUUUUGGUGGUUCGCCUUCUUCACGUGUGUUUGUACAAAUUGAGAGCCCAUCUACUCUAGCCAUGAAGAAAGACACAAACUUUACAUUUACUGAAGUGCCAUGGAUAGCCAUGGCAGUGUUUGAUCAAUGGGCUUAAGAGUUGCAUAUUGCUUCGCUCUGAGUUUCUGCUUAGCUGCUGUUGGUUAACCACUAAAUAGACUUCAAACCGAACAAAUCUGUCUACCCGAAUUCCAAGGCAUAUCACCCAAACGGCCAAACCCACCUUAUGACCUUCCUUUAUAUCACAGAUUCACAGUUCAAUGCAGUCCAGAAACCAAAUAUUGAGGGCAGCAAAAGGCAAAGCAUAGACCAUAUUCAAGUUAAAGACGGAACAAAAGAGCACACACAAC
Messenger RNA from Linum trigynum, 6833 nucleotides. NCBI's taxonomy places the organism in Eukaryota, Viridiplantae, Streptophyta, Magnoliopsida, Malpighiales, Linaceae. The record is from the annotation of a GenBank genome assembly.